This is a messenger RNA of Pseudophryne corroboree (corroboree frog), 5063 nucleotides long. It is a transcript of the gene EVA1B, whose product is annotated as eva-1 homolog B. The transcript has 3 exons. Bases 306 to 800 code for a protein of 164 amino acids. Lineage: Eukaryota; Metazoa; Chordata; Amphibia; Anura; Myobatrachidae. The record is from RefSeq and is a predicted model, not a curated record.
GGAACAGAGGAGGGAUUCACUGUAAUUCCCAGUCUGCCCUCAUCACAACGCAAACAGCAAUACAUCACUAUGUUACCCACAACUUGAAAAGAAGGUUCCUGUGUAACACAGCACAGAAGAUAAAGUUUUCAUUGCAGCUGUACCUGAUAAGAAGAGCCAGCUGGAAGAUAAUACUCAGCACAGCAUGGAGUAGAAUAAGUUAUUACACAUAACUCCACCAUAUAAUAGGAAUCCAAGAAGUGACAUCCUGGCUGGGAAACUAUAAAACAAGAACAGCACAUUUGAAUGGUCUUGAAUCUUAUACAAUGGAUACGGGCAAGAAGGAGAUGGAGUUCCUGAGUAAUAGCAUAGCAGCAUAUGCUCACAUUAGAGAUAAUCCGGAGUCAUUCGGACUCUAUUUUGUCCUUGGGGUAUGCUUUGGACUGAUUUUAACACUCUGCAUGCUGGUGAUCCGUAUCUCUUGUAAACCUCGGACUCCAAGUCUUCCUACCAAGCCAAAGAACAGUCCUCCUAAAGACUGUGUGAAGGAACCUCUGUCUGUGCUGAGGGAUGAGGAAGAUCCAGACAGUGACGACAAUGAGGAAACUUUCAUCUUGACUCCUGUGACGGACACAUCACUGGGAAAUCAGCCGACAAUGGAUGGUACACUGACAGUAAAUGUAUUCACAUCAGCAGAAGAGCUGGAGAGAGCCCAGAGAUUGGAGGAACGCGAGCGUAUAAUUCGAGAGAUAUGGCGAAAUGGCCAGCCUGAUAUUCUGGGUACAGGAGCGGGCACAAUAGGUCGUGUACAUUACUAUUAGUAGUCACAGGGGAGAAUUUCAUGUUACAAGCAACUAACUUUUCACCAGGAAUUUUCAGUGCACAAAUCUGAUGCCCUGGUUACUGCAGCUGGCCCUACAGACACUGUAUAUAUUUACAUCAAUAGAUCAGUAGCAAGAUGUGCUGGAUAUAGCAGUCAGAAUCCUGGCACUUUGAUGUACUCACUGAUAAUAUGGGUGUCAGUAGUUCGUUUGGCAGAUGCUUUUAUUACCGCCGAAGCAAUAAUGAAGAGGCUACCUUUAUACCUCAGUGAAUAAUAAUAUGGUCUCUGCUGAUUAUAACGCCACCACUUGGAGGUUCACUGAUCUCCAGUGCCAGUGCAGGUACCAAUUUGUGGCUCUUGACAGCCACACAAAGGAAAAAGCAGCUCGAUUCUUCUUCACCCAUUAAGCCAUGAUUUCUGAGACCAAUCUCUGAGUGAAGAUCAUCGAAUUUUCAUUGCUUAAACUGGAACAACAAAACGUUACCUAGGAUGAGUGUUCCCCCAAGAAAUGGUUGUGUAUUCUCGUUAUUACUUCCACCUCGGGGUGCAUGAGAGAUACAAUUGUUAAUUACAACAAAACUGCUGUCUUCCUACCCCAUUCCAAUAUGUGUGCAAUAUUCAGAUUAACGUGCAGGUACACAUCAUAUGGAUGUUGCUACAGGCUUUAGCAUACUAUACAUGCUAUGGAAAUGUAUGCAAGCUAAGCAAUAAAUAAAUAUGAGGCAUGCAUAACUUCUAAAUGUUUGUAUACAUGCAAACAUGAGCAUCUCUUCAAAAAGAAAUCUGCAGCAUCCAUUAUAUAGUGUACUGUACACUGAAGUUAUAGAGAAAACUCCCAAAUCUGUCUGUUCCUGGAUUUAUGAUGUGGCCAGCCUUGUGAUGUCAGCUAUAACUAGGGCGAGGUUGCUGCAUUCUGGAUUAACCACAAACAUGCUGGAUUUUGCAGGACUGGAUAUAAAUGCAUUCAGGUGACAUGCAAUUGCCUUAUAUGUAUAUGUCUGUUCCUUGCUUACAAAUCUAUGGCAGGCCUGCUGCUGCACACAGGGUUAACAGCCUGCAGUUUAUUACAGGACUUUCUGGCCUCUUGGUUUAAAAACAUCUGUUUUUCUUCUUGUUCCCCCACAGUGUGGGAACACUGGUGCUUUAAGUCUCAUUCCUGACUCUCCCCCAAGGAUAAAAGAACAUUCCACAUUAACAUUAAACGCUGCCACACGGGAAAAGGCAGGAAGUGAUGUUUUUCUAAACUCCAGUUAAAGUGCUGAUGUAUUUCUUUUAUGUACAAGCCACUGCAGUAUUAGCCCUGUAUAUGUAGCUGUAGAUAUGUAUGUAUGUAUGUAUGUGUGUCAUCACAAUAUCUGUCUCUUGUGCUAAAGGGGGAUGGUCUGCGUCGCAGUCAUUGGGUAUUAAGUGAAAAGAGGCAUGAAUCGAUGAGCAAAAUUUCACACCAUUUCUGCAAAAUAUUCCUAUCAUUCCAAGUUUGGCUGUGAGUGUUCGAACUUCCCAGACAUCAGGGAUGUAUUAAUAGAGAAGAGGGCCAUGUGCGGUCAUGUCUGAGCCCCCUCCGCUCUAGCCGGCAGUGCAUUACUGCGCACUAGUAGACUCUGGUGCUAUGCCAAAGUCUACUGCGCAUGUCACUGGCGUAUUUAUAAUGGGUGCAGUGUAUGCAGUGUACACGGGCCCCUGAGGCCAGGGGGGCCCACACUGCACACAUUUCUUGAAUACUUGAUCACUUCAGAGUCCCGCCGAUGGCAGCAGCAGAAAUCACCGGGAAAAUAGUGAUGCUGCCAUUUUCCUGGCAUUAUGCGCAUGUGCAGUAGAGAAAUAGCUGGGAAAAUGUCCGUCGUGCCAUUUUCUGGAUAUCUGCGCAUGCGCAUUAGAGUCUGAGCCCUCUGGAGCUCAGACUCUACAGUGUUGCUGGCAGGGAUGAGGGGGCUCGGAUGGAGGAGGCUGCAUACGGGCCCCCUCCUCUUUUAAAACACCCCUCCCGCAUGUCUCUGGUGAAAUGGCUUACACAAAUUGCCGGAAAAAUGGCAACCAGGCCACUUUCCCGGAGAUUUGUGCAGCACUGCAGUUGGUGUGGGACAAAUAUAAAUAUAGAUCUAAAAUUUCAUCAAACCUCACCUAGAGCCAUAUAAAUCAUUCCCAGAUUCACCCAUACAGAUCCACUUUUUGAGACCCAUGAAUUGGGGCUGUUCCAUAUAAACUGGGAUAAUUGGGAGGUAUAAAUACAGUAUGGUAAGACAUUCUGUGGAACUGCAUAGCAAAUGUGUAAUUCAAAGAUUAGACCUCUGUGAAUUUACCUGUUCUGCUGCGAUAUUUACUUUGGGUGAAAUUCUGCUCAUCUCUAGAUAUGUCUGUCUUUGCACUUGUGUGAUAGGGAAGUGGGAGAUUGGACUUUUUAUUUAAUGUGAGUUGGGGAUAAGUUUCUGAAUAUUUAUGAAUUAAGGGGGUUAUUCAGAGUUGUAAGCAAACCAAAAAUAUUAGCAAUUGGGCAAAACCAUGUUGCAAUGCAGGUGGGGCCGAUAGUUACAUACUGUAAUUACAUAAGUGUUGAGGUUGAAAAAAGACAAAUGUCCAUCGAGUUCAACCUGUAUUAUAAUUUUUUUUUUUUUUAUUAUUUUUUUUAUAUUAAUUAAAUGCUGUAUUCCUGGAUAUUUAUUUCCGCUAGGAAUUUAUCUAAUCCAUUUUUAAACUUAUUGAUUGAGUCCACCAUUAAUACAUUCUCUGGCAGAGAAUUCCAAAUCCUUACUGUUCUUACUGUGAAGAACCCUUUUCUCUGUUGUGUAUGGAAUUUUUUUUUAUAAUGGGUGCAGAUGUAAUAUGUGCAGAGAGAGUUAGAUUUGGGUGGGGCGUGUUCAAACUGAAAUCUUAAUUGCAGUGUAAAAAUAAAGCAGCCAGUAUUUACCAUGCACAGGAACAAUAUAACCCCCCCUCCAAAUCUAACUCUCUCUGCACAUGGUAAAUAUGCCCUACCUGCAGUACAACAAGGUUUUGCCCAAUUGCUAACUUUUUUGGUUUACUAACAACUCUGAAUAACCUCCUAAGUGGAGGUAUAGCAAGUUCUCUAUAUAGAAAGUUAUGUACCCUAAUGGGUAUUAGGAUGAGACGUGGCUGUCCAAAUACCUAUUAGCCACAAUAUAGAUGUUGAUGUCUUGAUGUCUGGCCAUUAAUCUAGAUUGAGAGGAAUAUAUCCUAAUAUGAUUGAAGAUGAGACUUUACAGUCUUUGAUUGCCAUGUAUUUUGAGAGGUUGGCAAGUAUGUGAUUUAAAAACUGUGUAUAUUUGGCAUUGAGAGAUGUGUUGUGAUGUCUGUGUAGUACACAGUGUGUACUAAAAGGAAAUGAGAGAUAUGUGUACUGGAGCCAGUGCUGUCCAACUUACUUGGUAUGGAGGGAUGUCAAGUUUGUCCACAGAAUUUUUUUUUAUUUUCUUCACACAAUGCAUUUUGUUGCACCUAAAACUUUCUGUCAUCUACCUCAUUACAGCCCCACUACUACUCUCCACACUCUAAGGUGGGCAAUAAGCGGCCCUCCAGCUGCUAUGCAAUUACACAUCCCAGCAUGCCAUGCCACAGUUUUGCUGCCAGGGCAUGCUAAAACUGUGUCAAGGCAGGCUGGUAUAUGUAGUCCCACAGCAGCUGGAGGGCCACUUAUUGCCCAAGUGGCGGAAAGUCUAAGGCAUGUAUGUAGAUGCUCCCUGCAGUUGAAGUCUGGGUCUCCUUGACUGCAGAAUGGUUAGUGAGACCUAUCUGGCCAAACAGUAACAACGGUUCCAAACAAUUAGUGCUAUUCCUGUGAUAUGAAGUGAUGUGAAACUGAAGGAGUGAGUGGAAUCACCUAUUUCUAAAUGACACAAUUGCAGUCUAAAUGACACAAUUGCAGACAUUUCUUUAUGCAGUGCUAAAAUGUUUGCCAUGAAAACAAUCACAGUAGGUGUGCUAGUAUGCUGGAUCAGCCUGCAGGUUACAGACUGGACACAACAGUGUAUGAGGUGAUAGGUAGGUGUUCUGAUUUGUGUGUAGUAAAUGUUCUGUAAGAUAAUUCCACUGUGUAAUUAGACAUAUUCGGAGAUGGUGAAAUGAUGUCCCCUUUAGGUCAGUAUAAUACACCAACUUGGAGAGGGGUACAGUUAUAUCUAGGUAAAUGACGGAACUUUUCGAAAUUCAGACCAAAAGUGCUGUAUUUUAUAGAAUCUGAUUCUGAAUUUUAUGUCAUAGUUAUAUUAUCUAUUUUUUGAAUUCUAUUAAAAUGUUGAAACAGGAA